AUGAUCACAGAAUGGUUGGAUCUCAUUUAUAACACAACAAAAAAUGAAGUAGAAGAUGGCUCUGACAAAUCAAAAAAGAUUCAAAAUUUUCUUCGUAACAAAGUACCCGAAAAAGCUCAAGCUGCAUUUUUACUCUUCUGCAAUGUCGCUCAACGUCUACCACGAUAUCCUUUCGACCAUCUCCUUCAAGGAUAUCAAUGGGAUCUCGAAAGAUUCGUAACCCUGACAAAUGAAGCUGAGUACGACAAAACCAAAGGAAAAGUACUCAUAAAAAAUACUGAUGAACUCAUACAGUACUGUCGUCACGUCGCAGGCAGUAUUGGAGAAAUGUUGGUCUGGGUUUAUUUUAGUCAUUUUCCGAAUAUAAAUUCGCGAACUUCAAAUUCCAUUCAGUCAUUUCAAGAUGAAAAUUUUCAAGAAAACAGAUGCAAGAUACUCGAAAAAGCUAAUAACACUGGAGUAGCUCUUCAACUUAUUAACAUUGCUCGUGAUAUUCGCGAAGACGCCGAAAAACUUGGACGGAUUUAUAUUCCUAUUGAAUUUUUUAAUUCGGAAAGCAACAUACCAUCGGUAAUGUCGAAAAUAGAUUCUAAAAGCUUCGUUAAACCCUCUCCGAUGCAUUUGUCUCUUUUGCUGGAUGCUUCCUUGUCAAAAUCAAAAGUGAAUUUGAAUAAUUUUCCUUAUGCUACCUAUACUGCCCAUCUUCUUGAACUUGCUAAUAAUUAUUGCAAUGAAUCUAUUGAUGCUAUCGAUCUACUUCCGAAAAGUUGUCAAGCAGCAACCCGUAUAGUUGUCAAGGUAUAUGAGAAAAUUGGUGUUGAAGUUUUCAAUCGUGACGUUGGGAAAAUAUCGAAAGGACAAUUAUUUCUAAGCAAUGGUUAUCGAGUUCGAGUGUCAACAUGGAAUCGAAUAUGGAUUGCACUUAAAGAAAUGUACAAAUUGUCUUAA
Molecule: messenger RNA, 948 nt
Organism: Adineta ricciae
Lineage: Eukaryota; Metazoa; Rotifera; Eurotatoria; Adinetida; Adinetidae
Source: the annotation of a GenBank genome assembly